GACGAAGAGAGAAAGUGAAAGGAAAGAAAAAGAUGAUAACUGGGAAGAGAAGCUUUUUGGAAGGAAGAAAAUCAAUAAAUCAUCAUCAUCACCAUUCUCAGUAUAAAUUGAAUGAAUUUGUGACUUUUCGAUUGUUUUUCUCUCAUCAAAUGGUAACCAGAUUCUCUAAUCAAUUGAAUUUUAAAUCAUCACAAUCUCUUAAAGUGUCUCUGCCUAAUGGAUUCUCAUUCUAACCCCAUCAAGAUAAACACUCUUGGAUAAACACGACAAUUUUUCCAUCAUUUUAAAUUUAUUCUUCUUUUAUUUUUCUCUCAUCAUCAUCUUGGUGCUUUUCUCUUAAUGUUAAGUGUCAAAAUGUUUACACUUCCAUCACCAUAAUCACUUGAAUUCUCAUUCAAUUGUGUUACCUUUCUCUGGAUUUUAUUCUCCGGUAUCAAUACUCACCAGUUCUUCUUCAUCUUUAUUACACUAAAAUUCUAUAUUCUUUCUUUACCCUUAAGGGUUUUUUGAUUUCUCUUCUUCUCUAUCCUGUGUUGUUUCCUUCGAUUAAACAAUUAAAUUAAACCAUUAAUUUUCUUCUCUCUGGACACACCAAAAAGUAAAUCGUUCUAUUCUCAGUUUAUCCUGGUUACCAAAAUUCACCCAUGGAAAAGGUAAAAAUGAUUAAAUCUCCCAAUGGUAAACAAUUCUAACGAUUAAACCUCAUCGAGAUCAACGAUUAUAAUUAUAAACAUAGAGAAAGAUAAAUAAACAUUGAGAGAAGGAGGAUCAGCAAUUAUAACGAUUAUAAUGUUGGAAUUAACAACUGAAUUUAAACGAUGAAAAGGAAAACUUUAUAAUCUAUCAACAUUUUUCACACUUCUCAUGUUUAUCUGUGCUAAUUAAUCUGAACAAAGUGAAACUUAUAUUGUUCAAAUCUCAUUGGAACUUUUAAUUGAACAUUUGAACAGUUCGUGUGUGUUUAUUUCUCUCUCUAUCUUCCUCUCAUUCUGUUUGCGUGUCAAUAGAUUAACGAGUUAAUCUUCAUCAUGUUGACCAGUUCAAUAUCGAUGGACGAGGACAAGGAAAAUGUCACCGAAAUGGAGACUGGUUUUAAUCGACGGAUUCGAGCUCGAAAAGGUGCUCUCAAGAAGAAAAACAUUUUCGAGGUGAAACAACACAAGUUUAUGCCUCGAUUUUUUAAACAGCCCACUUUUUGCUCCCAUUGUAAAGAUUUUAUUUGGGGAUUUGGUAAACAAGGUUUCCAAUGUCAAGUUUGCUCUUUCGUUGUCCAUAAACGUUGCCAUGAAUUUGUUUCCUUUACCUGCCCUGGAAUCGAUAAGGGCAUUAAGGGUACCGAUGAUACCCGAACCAAACACACGUUUACUUUGUAUACCUUUACCUCGCCAACCUUUUGUGACCAUUGUGGCUCCCUACUCUAUGGAUUACUCCAUCAAGGAUACAAGUGUAAAUUAUGUAACAUGAAUGUUCACAAACGGUGCCAGGAAAGUGUACCUAACCUUUGCGGCUGUGAUCACACCGAGAGACGGGGACGGUUAGAGUUAAAAGCCUGUAUUGAGGCUAAUAAAUUAAUUUGUGAGAUUCGUCAAGGUAAAAAUUUACUUCCCAUGGAUCCGAAUGGACUUUCCGAUCCUUAUGUAAAGUGUAAAAUUAUUCCCGAUGGCGGGGAAGGUAUAAAACGGAAAACUCGAACCAUCAAAGCAAAUCUUAACCCUCAAUUUCAUGAGACUUUAGUUUUUGACCUAAAACCCGAUGAUAAAGAUCGUCGUUUACUAAUUGAAGUCUGGGACUGGGAUCGUACCUCUCGAAAUGAUUUCAUGGGCUCCCUUUCAUUUGGUAUAUCAGAGUUAAUGAAACGUCCGGUUGAAGGUUGGUUUAAAUUGUUAACCCAAGAGGAAGGUGAAUAUUAUAAUGUUCCGGUUCCACCACCGGAUGCAGAUAUUUUAGAGAUAACUCGACAACAGAGAACCGGAUUCUCAUCUUCCCUUGCACCUACACCACCACCACCGUCACUUGGUGGUUCAACAACACCUUCAUUAACCUCUCCAGCGGGUGUGAUAUCGGGAACACGUUCUUUAUCACGAGCAGGUCUCGAGGGUUUAGAUGCUCGAUUCACGUGUGAAUUACCUCAUAACAUGGGGAAACAGGAUGUUAUCAGAGCGUCAGAUUUUAAUUUCAUCAUGGUUCUUGGUAAAGGCUCAUUUGGAAAGGUAAUGUUAGCUGAGAGAAAGGGAACCGAUGAACUUUAUGCAGUGAAAAUAUUGAAAAAAGAUAUAAUCAUUCAAGAUGAUGAUGUCGAAUGUGCCAUGGUGGAGAAACGGAUUCUCGCCCUUUCCGAGAAACCUCCGUUCCUUGUUCAGCUUCACUCUUGCUUCCAAACAAUGGAUCGACUUUAUUUCGUCAUGGAAUAUGUUAACGGUGGUGAUCUAAUGUUUCAAAUUCAACAAACGGGAAAAUUUAAAGAACCAGUGGCCGUUUUUUAUGCCGCUGAAAUUGCUAUCGGUUUAUUUUAUCUUCAUUCACGAGGUGUUAUCUAUCGAGAUCUUAAAUUGGAUAAUGUUUUACUUGAUCAAGAGGGACAUAUUAAAAUUGCCGAUUUCGGUAUGUGCAAGGAAAACAUUUACAACGACCGAACUACCAAAACUUUCUGUGGUACACCGGACUAUAUUGCACCCGAAAUUAUCCUCUAUCAACCUUACGGUAAAUCGGUUGACUGGUGGGCUUAUGGGGUUUUACUUUACGAAAUGUUGGUCGGUCAACCUCCGUUUGACGGGGAAGACGAGGAGGAAUUGUUUGCCGCGAUCACUGAUCACAAUGCCUCUUAUCCUAAAAGCCUUUCCAAGGAGGCCAAAGAUGUUUGCAAAGGAUUUCUUACCAAAAACCCUUCGAAACGAUUGGGCUGUGGUUCCAGCGGGGAGGAGGACAUUCGGAUGCAUCCAUUUUUCCGUCGUAUUGAUUGGGAAAAAAUAACCGCUCGAGAGGUUCAACCUCCAUUUAAGCCCAAGAUUAAACAUCGAAAGGACGUUUCCAAUUUCGAUAAGCAAUUUACUUCUGAGAAAACUGAUCUUACACCGACCGAUAAAUUGUUCAUGAUGAAUUUGGAUCAAACUGAAUUCGCUGGUUUCUCUUAUCUUAAUCCAGAAUUUAUUCAACACAUUUGAAGGAAAAACUCAACAAUCAAAAUUCACCAUUUUCUACAACUUAUCGAUUUAAACUAUCGUUGGAUUAAGAGAUACAAUCAACUAUUAACUGACAAUUUAUCGCUUGAAUCAUUACAACUGCUCCCAUUUACCGAAUACUACUUAUUACAAUUACUAUUCACUUACACCAAAGAAGAAAACACUCAACAAUUAAGGCAAUAUUUUGAUUAAUCAGAUGAGCACCAAAGAGACAACCAUUAGAAUUGGAAUAUUUUAAUUUCUUCUCUCUGUCAAAUUUUGUGGAGAGAAAAAAAAAACGAUUCGAUUCGAUAGAAAUUCAUUUGGAAUCUUUUUUUUCUAGUCUUUCCAUUACUUUCUCUUCCUUAUCUUCAUCUUCUUUCUUUGACCAUGGUCAUGAUGAUGAUUAAUCAAUGACAAUGAGGAGAAACUGAAUUAUGAUCACAAUGAACAUUAUCAAUACUUUCCAAAAAAAAACAUCAACUCACUGGAUUUAUAAAAAAAAUGUCCAGAACUUUUUUCUGCUUUGAUCAGCAUCUUCAUCCUGGUACAAUCACAAUGCCUUCCAUGAUGAUGAUGGAUGAUGAUCAUGAUGAUAAUUAUAUUUAUUGCUGAUUAUGAUGCUGGAAUCUCAUCUGUUUGAUUUGUUGUUGUUGUUUUUGUUUAUUUGUGCUCUUGUUACACAAUAAUCAAUCAAUGAGAAUUGACAAAAACACCAGAAAACUUCAUCGACAAUUACACAAAUUAACUAAUUACUGAUCUACAAUUAGUUAAUUUCAUCUACUUACAUUGUAAGCUCUGGAACUCUCAACGAUUAAUUUUAAUCAACUUCCGAUUUUUUUUGUUAAUUAUUUUCUCUAAAACAACAAUCAACUAAUUCAGACAAAAAAAAACAAGAUCCAAGUCCAAUGUGACUUCAAGAUAUUUUUGCUUUUUUCUAAAAAUAUUAAUCAAUCAAUGAAGAAACUCAAUUAAUUGUUAUUAACCACCAAGAUCUUUUUAUAUGAUUUAAUUGUUUUCUUCUUGUUUUUUUUAAUUGUUAACUAUUUUAAUCACUUUUCUUUCUGUAAUUAUCUUUGAUCUCACAUUAAUUGUAAUAGGACUCAAGUUAGAUGAUGAAUUUUUUUCACUUUUUUUUUGAUUUAAUUGUUUAACACAAUUUCCAAUCUUGAUUGUGAACUUGAAUUGUUGCCUUUUAAUUUGUAAAUUAUUCACAAUUAACUAAUCAUAACACCAAAUGGAUUAAUCAAAACUCACAUUCCAACAAACAAAAAGUAUAUAACAAUUUACACCAUAUUAUAAAUAAUAUCACCAAAUUCAAUUUCAAUCAAACAAUUUAAACGUCUUUAUCCUAGUCCAAUGAUUAAUCAAAUUGAUUGUAGUUUAAUUAACCCAAUUAGUUCAAUCUUAUUGAUUCUCUCUGUUUGAAAAUCAACAAAAUUAGUUCCCUUUUUGAACUAUUUUUAAUUCAUAAAUUAUCAUGUUAUUCAAAUGAUUAACUGUUAUUUUUAACUUAUUCCCACUCGAUCAUCAAACCCUCCCCACUCCCACCGUCCUCUUAAUUUACCUGUUAUUUUGUACACAGGUAAAUUGAUGCACUACUAAUAUUGACAAGUUAGAGAAGCAAAAUAUUAUAUUGACAAUUAAAAAGUAAAUUUAACAAUUAAA
Molecule: messenger RNA, 4826 nt
Organism: Panonychus citri (citrus red mite)
Lineage: Eukaryota; Metazoa; Arthropoda; Arachnida; Trombidiformes; Tetranychidae
Gene: Pkc53E
Product: protein kinase C, brain isozyme-like
Exons: 2
Coding region: 1029-3161 (710 amino acids)
Biological process (GO): protein phosphorylation
Molecular function (GO): diacylglycerol-dependent serine/threonine kinase activity; zinc ion binding; ATP binding
Source: RefSeq, a predicted model, not a curated record